Molecule: messenger RNA, 1482 nt
Organism: Quercus robur (English oak)
Lineage: Eukaryota; Viridiplantae; Streptophyta; Magnoliopsida; Fagales; Fagaceae
Exons: 5
Coding region: 161-907 (248 amino acids)
Source: RefSeq, a predicted model, not a curated record
AAAUUCCAAAUGACCUCUCGACAUCCCCAACAGGCAAAAGCCCACACGACAUUUCCAACCACCAACGGUCACCACUCUCUCUCUCCCUCUCUUCUCGCAUGAAAUAUACAUACAUAAUCAAAAUACUUCUUGUGAGAGAGAGAGAGUGGGGAUUUAAAAAAUGGGCAUGCAACUACGGUCUAGCUAUUCCCGUAUUCAUCAAAAUGGUUCAAUGAUACCACCAGCAACAUCAUCUACAUCUUUGCGUUCAUUUGCUCCAGCAAUUUCAUUGCUAUUCAAGAACCAUUCAAUUCAAACCAAAGAUGUUGUUUUGGAGAGCUCUCUUGGUUGCAGCAUAGGAGGACCAAGAAGAAGAAGAGAAUAUGGGGUGGUGGCAUCAAGCUCAAGCAACGUGGCUGCACCAUUUUGGGAUGGUUGGAAACCUCUGAAGGGCCCUGCAGCUCCUUCCCUUAGCGACAUUGUCUGGCCUUCUGCAGGGGCAUUUGCAGCAAUGGCAAUAUUGGGCAAGAUGGAUCAGAUUUUGGCCCCAAGAGGAAUCUCAAUGACAAUUGCACCUUUGGGGGCUGUUUCUGCUGUUCUCUUUGCAGCUCCCUCCUCACCUGCUGCUCGGAAGUACAAUAUGUUCAUGGCUCAAAUUGGUUGUGCAGCAAUUGGUGUUCUUGCUUUCUCUAUAUUUGGGGCAGGAUGGCUUGCUAGGAGCACUGCCCUGGCUGCUUCAAUUGCCUUCAUGAUUUACACAGGUGCAACUCAUCCUCCAGCUGCAAGUUUGCCUCUUCUGUUCAUUGAUGGAGCUAAGUUGCACCACUUAAACUUUUGGUAUGCUAUGUUUCCUGGCGCUACUGGAUGCAUUCUCCUUUGUUUGAUUCAAGAGAUGGUGUUAUACUUGAAGGACAACUUCAAAUUUUGAUGUAUAAACAAUUCUGUCACAUAAAUGUCGUUUAAGUUUAUGCGGCCCUUUCAAAGUUCAAUCCAUAAAGCCUGACGAAAGGUGGUGAAAGGCCUAGUCAGCCUUAUCAUGUGCUCCGAGUGUAUCGUCCAAAUUCUUCUUCUAGAGAAUGGCUCAUAGGGUGGAAAAUUGAAGCUUGUGGAUAGUAUGACUAUAUAGAGUUGGCAACCUUUGUCAUUAGAAGGUUGGGAUUGACAUUAUUGGAGAUUCAAGUCCUCAACUGGUUGAUUUUGUUGAGGAAUAUCAGUAUUGUGUCUAAAUUUUUUUGUCAGAUCCUAUCGGGGUUACACGUUGUUAACACCUUUAUGGGUUAUUAUACGGAGGACUUGUGAUUAUUUUAGCUAAAUCACAAUUAAACUUGAAGUUGCUUAUUCACGCUUCUUUGCCUUUCUUUGUUUGGUAUUUGUUACAGAUAGUGAUUUCAUGUUCUGAAUUCUAAGUAACACUGAUCUCUACUAUAGGGUUUCUUGGAGACUUGUAGUAUAAAUUCAUUGUAAAACCUUAUUUUUUAUAAGAGUAGAAUUCUCAUUCACUCA